AAUCUCUCUCACACACACACACACUCAGUAUCUCUCACAUACACGUUCGCUCUCUCUCGCGCUCUCUCUCUCACACACACACACACGCGCGCGCUCACGCUUUAAUCUGGCGGAGGAGAGGGAGCAGGCGAGUGGAGCGCGCGCUGCAGACGAGGAUGGGAGCCCUUCUGUCCACAUAAUCUCAUGCAGCGCUCGAGCGUCGAGGACAAGAAGUGUAACCUGCACGCGCCGACCUGCAGCUGUGCACCAUGAGGACAGCCAUGCGCCAUGGAGCUGCUGUGUUUCUGGCCAUCACCAUGUGCACCAGCUUAUUCUUCGUCUACAACGUGAAUAACAGCGACGGGGGGAGAUCCAGCGACGGGUCGGCCCAGACGGUGAAGCCCACCAAAGCUCCAGCCAGACCCCGGCCGGCUCCUCCAGCCCUGCAGGGAUACACCAGCAUCAUCGACCACAGCCCUCUGAAGAUGCACUGUGGAAGUUGUGCGCUGGUCACCAGCUCUGGUCACCUGACAGGUGGAGGGCGGGGCCAGGAAAUCGACCAGGCGGAGUGCGUCAUCCGAAUGAACGAUGCUCCCACCGGCCGAGGCUUUGGGCUGGAUGUGGGUCACCGCACCAGCCUGCGGGUGAUCGCUCACUCCAGCAUGCAGCGGGUCCUGCGCAGCCGUCAUGAGCUUCUCAACUCCAGCCAGGACACUGUCUUCAUAUUCUGGGGUCCCAGCAACUACAUGCGGCGAGACGGGAAGGGACUGGUCUACAACAACCUGCGGCUGAUGAACCAGGUGCUGCCCAAGCUCAAGGUCUACAUUAUCUCCUGGCAGAAGAUGCUGCAGUUCGACGACCUCUUUAAGAGAGAGACGGGCAAAGACAGGAAGAUAUCUAACUCCUGGUUGAGCACGGGAUGGUUCACCAUGACCAUAGCGCUGGAGCUGUGUGACCGAAUCAAUGUUUACGGCAUGGUGCCUCCAGACUUCUGCAAGGAAGCGCAACGUCCCUCCGUUCCGUAUCACUACUACGAGCCUCUGGGACCAGACGAAUGUGCCAUGUACAUCUCCCAUGAGCGCGGGAGGCGGGGCAGCCAUCACCGCUUCAUCACUGAGAAACGUGUCUUUGCUAACUGGGCGAGGACUUACAACAUCCAUUUCUACCAGCCGGACUGGAGUCCGCCACCCCUGCCCAAAAACACCACUGGAACUACAGCUCAGUCACGGAGAACGUGACUCUAAAGAGGACGUCUUAUUAAAAGGAGCACGGAGAACACUGGCUGAAGUUAAAGUGGCUGAAAAGUGCUCUGCUCAGAAACUGGUAGGUCCUGGGAAGCAAUUCUCGCGCUGUGCCUCGGACAGCCCUGAGCCGGACGCCUUUCCCUUUUCGGCACUUUUUUUUCAUAUUGGAAUAAAUGGGAUGAUCAGAGAAUCACAUGCUCAAAAGGAGAUAAAAAAGCAUGUGAUUGUCCGCUCUGCGCUAUUAAAGAACAUAAACAGUAAGAGAAGCAAUUACUGAUACCUUAAAGUAAGGUCAGUUAUGGUCAGCACUUCCUUACAUGCUUAUACAGUAUACUGUACACUUAACUGAUGGAGUUCCACAGGGUUCUGUCUGAGGACCACUGCAGGUUUGGCCAAACACAGAUACCCACAGAUACCCAGCAUGUGUAGAAGACUGUGUAGAAGCAAAGCCCAGGACAGAAUAUGUCAAAAGCCAAAAUCUGGAUGGGAUUAGUUUCUCAGGGGGUCUUGGAGUCAUUUUCUCUGUGAUUUUAUUCCUGUCCAGAACGACCAUUUAGGUGAUGUUUUUUUUUUUCUCAGACGUCUUCUGAGAAAAUUACAGGCUGAAUUAUCUACUGUUUUUCUUUGAACUCCGUGGUCCUCUAGUAAUUUUAGUCCUGUCCUGAUGGACAUUUCUGAGUUUUAUCACCUCAUGUUUAAUAAAACAGCUAUUUGUCCACUGCCGCGCACCGUAAUUACACUUUGGGCGUGCUCUGUUUCCAUGGAGAUCCACGUUAAAACUCAAUAGAGAGUGGAAAUGGAGGAGCUACUGAUGGAGAGAUGUGUUUCCAUACGGACUCCCACAAAGUAGUUCAUAGUAUUUCAUUGAGAGGCUUAACACAUAUUUUUUUUUUUUACAUUUUAGGGGGACUUUUAUUUUGACAAUGACAAUUAAAAAUUAGUUUUGGAUUUGUUUUGGCCAAGAGUUGCUAGAAUCACAAUGCUAAAUCACUGGUCCUCCAGUUUUUCAAUUGCAGUCCGGAUGCUAGAGUUUUAUCACAGAGUAGUACCCACUGUUUUUCUCUAAACUCUGUGGUCCUCUGGUGAUUUUAGUCCUGUCUGGAGUCACAUCUCCAAGUUUCACCACCUCCCAUUUAAAAAAUAGCUAUUUGUCCACUGCCAUGCACCGUAAUUACACUUUGGGUGUGCUCCGUUUCCAUGGAAAUCCAUGUAAACACAACAGCGAGUGGAAAUGGAGGAGCUACUGUACUCCGCGAUGUCAUGUGACCGAGAAAGACGACAAAAAACACACUGGUCCUCUUGUUUUUUCAUUUGCAGUCCAGAUGCAGGAGUUUUAUCACUGAGUAAAAGUGUAAAAUAUUUUUCACACCAAACGUCCCCCUGAGAAACUAAUCCCAUCCGGAUAGGGUUAAAGUAUUGGCCUUGAGAAUCGUGUGGAAACAAGCUGAAUAACCACCAUCACUGCCUGGAUGAUAUCUGCAAAAGUGCACUAAACAGAGGCAUGAAUGUCAUAUGAACAAAAACAUGAAGGAAAUUUAGUUAAGAGUUAUGAGUCAUGAGAAGGUUACCUCUGCUAGACAACCUGUGAUAUGGUUUAAAA
This is a messenger RNA of Astyanax mexicanus (Mexican tetra), 2823 nucleotides long. It is a transcript of the gene st6galnac5a, whose product is annotated as ST6 (alpha-N-acetyl-neuraminyl-2,3-beta-galactosyl-1,3)-N-acetylgalactosaminide alpha-2,6-sialyltransferase 5a. The record is from RefSeq and is a predicted model, not a curated record. Gene Ontology annotation, biological process: ganglioside biosynthetic process; oligosaccharide metabolic process. Gene Ontology annotation, molecular function: alpha-N-acetylgalactosaminide alpha-2,6-sialyltransferase activity. The transcript is spliced from 5 exons. The coding region runs from base 249 to 1217 and encodes 322 amino acids. Lineage: Eukaryota; Metazoa; Chordata; Actinopteri; Characiformes; Acestrorhamphidae.